Molecule: messenger RNA, 2102 nt
Organism: Vidua chalybeata
Lineage: Eukaryota; Metazoa; Chordata; Aves; Passeriformes; Viduidae
Product: cytochrome c oxidase assembly protein COX11, mitochondrial
Exons: 4
Coding region: 92-793 (233 amino acids)
Cellular component (GO): mitochondrial inner membrane
Molecular function (GO): copper ion binding
Source: RefSeq, a predicted model, not a curated record
CGCCCCGUCCCGCCUCCGUCCCGCCCCGUUCCUGUCCCAUUCUCCGCCCCGUUCCCCGGCCACCCGUCCCGAGAGCCCCCGCGCUGCGGCCAUGGCACUGUGCGUGCGGUGCUGGGCGCGCUGUGGUCGCGGGCUGCGGCUCGGGGCCUUGCCCCGGCCCGGGCUCUGCGGGACCCGCGGCGUGCGGGGCUCCAACCCCUUCACCCGGCAGCAGGAGGAGGAGUGGCGGCGCCGGAACCGCUCGGCCGUGGGCUACAUCGCGGCGGCGGCCGUGGGCAUGGUGGGGCUGUCGUACGCGGCCGUGCCGCUCUACCGCCUCUACUGCCAGGCCACGGGGCUCGGCGGGACGGCGGGCGCGGGGCGCGACGCGGAGUGGAUCGAGCGCAUGGAGCCCGUGCGGGACCGGCUCAUCAGGGUCACGUUCAACGCCGACACGCACGCCAGCAUCCAGUGGAACUUCAAACCGCAGCAGAGCGAGAUCUACGUGGUACCAGGAGAGACUGCACUGGCAUUUUACAAAGCAAAAAAUCCUACUGACAAGCCAAUAAUUGGAAUCUCCACCUACAACGUUGUCCCCUUUGAAGCAGGACAGUAUUUCAAUAAAAUACAAUGUUUUUGUUUUGAAGAACAGAGGCUAAAUCCUCAGGAGGAAGUGGACAUGCCUGUCUUUUUCUACAUUGACCCAGAGUUCGCAGAGGACCCUAAAAUGGCUAAAGUUGAUUUGAUCACUCUCUCUUACACCUUCUUUGAAGCAAAGGAAGGACAGAAGUUGCCACUUCCUGGGUAUCAGUAACGGGCCUUCUCUACAAAAUCUGACUUCUGCUACAUCUGAGUGCCAGUUUUGAUGCCAUUUUUCCGAAGAAGAAAAUCUGCAGGAAUACUGUGCAGUAUGAAAUUAUAUUAUUAAACCUCCAUGGGCACAUGCUGUUAUGAAAAUAUAUGUAUAUAUUUUUUUUUGGAAACCAACUUAAUGUAUCCCUAUUUCUUACGGAUAGUAUUUCUUCAUCAGACAGUGGAAGGAACACAUUGUUCCUGAAGUAGAGAGGGUUUUCUCAGGCCAUCUUUUUGUAAGAUGUUAUCUGAAUACCACAAGGCAAAUUUUUAAACAAACAUGUAAAUUAAGAUCUUCAUUUAAAUACAGAAGAAAAAAUCAGUUGAUAAAGCAUGUAAAAUUCCAUUGCUGGCUCCAGAAAAUAACUUGCAUGUUAAGUUACUUUAGAAAAAGGUAAACCCAGAUAAUAAAUUAAGGUAAUCUCAUAACUAAACAAAGUUAGACUGUUAUUUCUGUGUAAGCCUCCCUGGCACAGGAGGAGAUGAUGAUUCAGAAGGUGAUGCACCCUCUCAUGUUAUUACUGAAUCAGUAGUUCAUUUGGUAAGAGCAGACUGCUCUAAAGCUGUUAUCAUGAGAACAGUAAUUUAAGCGUAAGCACAUCAGAUCUGUGGGAUGGUUUCCAUUUGGAAACUCUUAUUUCUGUGUUGUGUCCCACUCAUUUGAAUUAUCUGUGCUGCUGUUGAGUGCUCUUUGCCUUUGCAGAGGGCUCUAUUCUGGGCACCUCCACAAGAGAUAAUCUUGGCUUGUGUCUGACAUGCUUUUAGGGGAGGGCAGGGUAUAACAACUGCUCUGAAUUGCAGCUGAAUAAACAGCAUAGGUGUCUCCUCAAAAACCAAGACCAGCCCAUUCAGAGGCCGAGUUGGCCUUAGCCUGCCCAGCAGUGCAGCAGCUCUCCAGGGAGACUCUCUUUACCAGCAGAAGACAUAAGUGGGGUUUAUGUAACUUUUGGGCAUUAUCUGUGCAGUAGGUCUAAUAACACUUCAUCACUGCCUUGCAAACCAGGAGCAAGUUGCUGAGCAAGUUCAAGUAACCUGCUCAUUUUCAGACAGAAAUUAGUAUCAGCCAGUAUCUCUUCUGCUGAGCCACGUCUUUCUAUCCCUUCCAGCAAAGAAGAUCUAACAAAGUAAGGGUGAUGUUGGUUAGCUUGGACUCUGAAAAGGCAAUGGUACUUCAGAAGUAACUUCCAGUUACUUAAGAAUCAGUUAUAUUUGCAUACAGUAACUCAAAAACUGCUUUUUUGAAAAUAAAUGGAUGCUACAUUUAAAAUCCA